Musa acuminata subsp. malaccensis (wild Malaysian banana) is the source of this 1492-nucleotide messenger RNA. RefSeq names its product AT-hook motif nuclear-localized protein 9-like. Gene Ontology annotation, molecular function: minor groove of adenine-thymine-rich DNA binding. The record is from RefSeq and is a predicted model, not a curated record. Lineage: Eukaryota; Viridiplantae; Streptophyta; Magnoliopsida; Zingiberales; Musaceae.
AGGCGUACACGUCAUAGUUUUUGUGGGAGGAACACCCUGGUUCAUGUCUCCGCCAAGGCAGAGGAUGGCGUUUUGUUGCUGCGUGGUGUGCCGUUUCCUUUCUCUUUUUGCAGAGAGAGGAGAGCGAGAGGGCUCAGAGGAGUCGGGCCUCGACACCGCCGCGUGCCAUUUGCACUCUUGCUGCGCGCGCUCUCCCGCCCUCUUCCACACCAGCAUUUCCUCGAGGGUUCCGCGGCGGAGCAGUUCGCGGAACUGGAGGCCGCAGCUUCCGACAAAGGCCCCAUUCCGUGCCGCUGUUUUCUGUUGCCAUCCUUGGAUUAUUUUCACGGAGCGCGGGCGUACGAGGAGGAGGAGGAGGAAAGGAAGGCCAUGGGUGGAACUCCGCGCCCCGACCUGGUGGGCACCGCUCCCCCGGGCUUCCCGCCGUUGCCGAAAUCGGCAGCGAGCUCGGCAGCGCCUUCCGACGGCGCCAGCUCGGUGACAUGCUCGGUGGAAUCGUCCCUCCCUGGUGGCGGUUUCGGCGCGAUAGCGGGCCAGGAGGAGCCGGAGGAGGCGAAGCCGCGAGGGUAUGGGUGCGAUGGAUCCGAAGCUUCCAUACAUGAGCGGCGAAGAGGCAGACCGCCGGGCAGUCGGCGGCUUGGUGAAUGGAUUGUUACUUCAGCUGGAGUUGGUUUUACUCCCCAUGUCAUGAUGAUUGCAGUAGGUGAGAACAUUUCAGAGAAGAUUAUGUCAUUUUCAAAGCAGGGACCCAGGGCUGUUUUUAUCCUCUCAGCAUAUGGUGCUGUGUCCACAGUUACGCUUCACAAGCCUGGAACUUCUGGCAUCAUGGUCACUUAUGAGGGCCUUUUUGAGAUACUUUGCUUGUCUGGACUGUACUUGCCAACAAAUAAUGAUGGAUUACAUAGCCAAAGUAGAGGGCUAUGCAUCUCUCUUUCUAGUCCUUAUGGUCGAGUGAUUGGUGGACUUGUCGGUGGAUCACUCAUAGCUGCCAAACCUGUACAGGUGAUUGUAGGAAGUUUCAUUUAUGCUGGAUCAAGUGCAAAGGACAGAAUAAUUACAGAAGAUGGAAGGGAUGAUGUUUCUGAACAUCAGAUUAGGGAUAAACAAGGCAAACCAUUCAGCGUGCCUCAAAAUCAAGACAUUACUCCUAAAAUGAAGGGAGGAUUGCCUGGUCCAUAAUGACUCGACCCAAGAUUAGCUCUUUGAUUUUGCAUGUGGCUGCUAAAUGGUGAUCUUUCAAAAGGAGCAUACAUAGUGGACCUUGUGGGAGUCACAAGACUAGUAGUGUUUCCUUGCUUAAUCGUCUCUUUGAUAUGUUCUUCUGUAGUGCCCUCGUGAUGGUGCAAUGUUAUGUGGCCACCCUAGUGAUCAUGUUGGAUUGAAGUGAACCAGCCUAUCUCGUAUUGUUCACUCAAGUUCGAUCAUGCCUGUGCAAGUAGCAUGAAUUCCUGUAGAUUCUGUGAGCAGAUAAAUGCAAGUUUGUUUUUUUUUG